UGACUAUCUUACGGUAUUAAUUACCACCGUCCACAACUCGCUGCGGCUGUGUACAUAAUUGCAAACCAAAUAAAUAGCACGAACUUCAUUUGAAUCUCUGUCUCCUCACAUUGGAUAACUUCACCCUCAAUCGCAACAGUUACUGUUAAUCAUCUCACAACUCUACAAACAACAUGUCUUCUCUACUCUCGAAGUCGUUUGAUGCACUAAAGAUCUCGACUUCGGAUUCAAUCAAACAACGACGGAUUAAAAUGUCCUCCGAUUUGCGGAGCAACACUGCCCAGAAGAAUUGCCCGAUCGCAAUGCCAAAUGCUAUCAAACCAAUGCCAUUCCUACGAGCAUACGAACACCUUGUGGAUUUAACAGGCAUCAAUAAUUUAGACCCUGUCACUUGCUUUAAUCCCAAGGGUGGCUCAGUGCCUCCCGAGUGGAUCGCUGUGUAUGACGGUGACUACGACGACGUGCUCUCCGACGAAGAAAUUCUGGCCUUUCAAAUUCAGACAGUUUACGUGCUCACUGUGUGCUCGGAUGAAGAAGACUGCUUUGAAGAGCGUCCUAGUCAAGAACAGAUGGACUACAUCACCAAGUUGGUCGGGCAUGGACCCCAGUGGUGGAUGCGUUGUAGGAGAGUAUAUUGAGUGCGAGUGGCGAAGAGUUAGAACGAGAAACAGCCUCGAGCUUUCAUAUGUAAAUUGUAUGCAGUAUUACUUGUAUAUAACCCAGGCGUCAUCAUGAUGCAUCAAGCACGCGACUUAGUAUAGAGCCGAAUGCCAGGGCCUGAGGACGAC
Suillus subalutaceus is the source of this 788-nucleotide messenger RNA. RefSeq lists its product as uncharacterized. The transcript is spliced from 3 exons. The record is from RefSeq and is a predicted model, not a curated record. NCBI's taxonomy places the organism in Eukaryota, Fungi, Basidiomycota, Agaricomycetes, Boletales, Suillaceae. Bases 174 to 638 code for a protein of 154 amino acids.